AUGGAAACGCCGAGUGAUGUCGAAGAAACACCGCCGCAACCGGUUCGUUCACAAAGGCAAAGACAGCCACCGUUACGUUUUGGAUACAAUGCACCUGGUUGUCCUACGGGUGAAUUUCCUUUCAUUUGGCAAGACCCUAACGUGGGAUUAGUUCAAAUACGAGAUCCGUGGUUUGGCCCACAUUGGAUUGGACCGAUACAACCUCCGAUGAUAUCAGUACCGUAG
Paramuricea clavata is the source of this 225-nucleotide messenger RNA. Lineage: Eukaryota; Metazoa; Cnidaria; Anthozoa; Malacalcyonacea; Plexauridae. The record is from the annotation of a GenBank genome assembly.